CAUAUUUCAGCGAUCAAUUUUUAAUUAACAGACAGAGUUAACAGACAGAGUUUUGAUUAUACGGAGUACUAAUGAUACUUUCCUCCCCCACUCCCCUCCCUCAAACUCAUUCUCCACUCUCUCACUACAAAACCAGCUGAUACCGAAUGUGUUGCCACUGAUAUGUUGAUUUCAAUAUUGCAUAGCUUAAAAUCAUUUAUAUAAACAGUCGACAGAAAUGGCGAAUGUUUCUACUACUUUAUCGUUUGCAGCGCUUCCUAAGCUGAUUUUCCUUGCUCCCAACCCAGGUUCCAGAGGAGUCCGACUUCCCCUCGCCAAGUUGCACGCCCACGCUAAGCGGAAUACUGUUCUCCAGCCUGGAACUUCGGCUUUGCGGCGAGAGGAGACCGUUGUAUUGGAGGAGAGCGACCGAGAGUUCACAAGGAAAGUGAGCGGUAUUGCUAAUGGGGGUUUGAACGGGUACACUACUGGUUUGACCGAGAAAUAUCCCAAUGGGAGACUCAGGACUGAGAAUCAAAGUUUAGUGAAGUACGUAAAUGGGAUUAGAGAGGAGGCGCUUGAAGUGAAUGCGACCGAGGUCUUUGAAAAGAAGAAGACUGUGGAGGAGAUUGGGCAAGAGGAGGCUUGGUUUAGAAGGAAAGGGAUGUAUCAAGCUCAGGUAUCAGUUGCUCCUGGUGGUCGGUGGAGCAGAUUUAAAACGUAUUCAACAAUUCAAAGGACACUGGAGAUAUGGAGAUUUAUUUUCACAUUUAUCUUCAAAGCUUGGCUAAACAAUCAGAAGUUCUCUUAUCGAGGAGGGAUGUCAGAAGAGAAGAAAGUCAACAGGAGGAAGAUUCUUGCAAAAUGGUUAAAGGAAAAUAUUUUGAGAUUAGGACCUACAUUUAUCAAGAUUGGCCAGCAGUUCUCCACUAGAGUGGAUAUUCUUGCUCAGGAAUACGUUGAUCAAUUGUCAGAACUUCAGGAUCAAGUCCCGCCAUUUCCAUCGGAUAAUGUUGUAUCAAUAGUUGAAGAAGAACUUGGAGCUCCAUUGGAUGAUAUAUUCGACAGAUUUGACCGUGAACCAAUAGCCGCUGCUAGCCUUGGCCAGGUGCAUCGCGCAACAUUGAAAGGACAUGAAGUUGUUGUUAAGGUGCAAAGGCCAGGACUUAAGGAUCUGUUUGAUAUUGACCUUAAAAACUUGAGGGUGAUAGCUGAAUAUCUUCAAAAGAUUGAUCCAAAGUCUGAUGGUGCAAAAAGGGACUGGGUCGCUAUCUAUGAUGAGUGUGCAAAUGUCUUGUAUCAGGAAAUUGAUUACUUAAAAGAAGCUGCCAAUGCUGAGCUAUUUGCAAAGAACUUUAAAAACAUGGACUAUGUGAAAGUACCAAUGAUAUAUUGGGAGUACACGACUCCUCAGGUCCUCACCAUGGAGUAUGUCCCAGGGAUUAAAAUAAAUAGGAUACACGCAUUAGAUGAGUUAGGAGUUGAUAGGAAGAGGCUGGGGAGAUAUGCUGUUGAAUCUUACCUGGAGCAGAUUCUUUCUCAUGGAUUUUUUCAUGCCGAUCCUCAUCCUGGAAAUAUUGCUGUUGAUGAUGUUAAUGGCGGAAGACUGAUCUUUUAUGAUUUUGGAAUGAUGGGAAGUAUUAGUUCAAAUAUCAGAGAAGGCUUACUGGAAGUAUUUUACGGGGUUUAUGAGAAGGAUCCAGAUAAGCUUCUGCAAGCAAUGAUUCAAAUGGGCGUUCUUGUUCCUACCGGAGACAUGACAGCUGUCAGAAGAACUGCACAGUUCUUCCUUAAUAGUUUUGAAGAGCGCCUUGCUGCACAAAACAUGGAGAGGGAGUUGGGAAAAACAGAACAUGGAUUUAAAAAGCCUUUGAGCAAGGAAGAAAAGAUGGCAAAGAGGAAGCAACGCUUAGCUGCAAUUGGCGAAGAUUUGUUAUCCAUUGCAGCAGAUCAGCCGUUCCGCUUUCCUGCCACUUUUACUUUUGUUGUUAGAGCAUUUUCAGUGCUGGAUGGCAUUGGGAAGGGCCUCGAUCCACGGUUUGAUAUAUCUGAGAUUGCUAAGCCGUAUGCACUGGAAUUGCUCAGGUUUCGAGAAGCUGGAGUUGAACUUAUUAUAAAGGAUUUGAGGAUGAGAUGGGACAGACAAUCUCGUGCGUUUUUCAACUUAUUUAGGCAGGCUGAUAGGAUUGAGAAACUUGCUGAAGUUAUCCAGCGACUGGAACAAGGUGAUCUGAAACUUCGAGUUAGAGCAUUGGAGUCUGAAAGGGCUUUUCAACGUGUUGCUGCUGUUCAACAUACAGUCGGAAGUGCAGUCGCAGCUGGAAGCUUAAUUAACCUUGCUACAGUUUUGUAUCUUAAUUCUAUAAGAAUGCCUGCUAUGAUUGCAUAUGGCUUAUGUGCUCUUUUUGGCUUCCAAGUCCUCUUUGGACUUCUAAAAGUUAAUAGUUUAGAUCAGCGGGAACGGUUAAUCACUGGAACUGCUUGAGCAUACGAUUCAGAUCAAUCACUGAAUUAUUGACUAUUCUUGGACGCAAUUAACCUUGCAACUGCCAGACAUGAUAAUUGAGAAAUACAGUGUUAACUUCCUUGUGAGAUGUUGAGGGCAUGUCAAAGCUUCAGAGUUGCCCCAGAAAGUAUACGGAGCUAUGGUACUAUGAUAAUAGGCUUUUAAAUCAUAUCCCUUCUGCCAAAAUCGAUCUGUUGUUGAAUUCUGAGCCAUAUAUGAAGAUGUUAUUGUUUUAGUUGACCUGAGGUUAAAAAAAGUCAUGUUCAUCUUAGGGUACACCAUUGAACUAACCUUAUUAGUCCUAGUGUAUCUGUAGAUUUACGUGGAUGUAUAAUGUAUGUAUUAACAAGUGCCCCCACCCCACACUAUGUAUCAAUUGUUUCUGCCACUGAAUAUUAGCAGCGAGCAAGUUACUGUAUGCAGUAUGUGUUCAGAAAUUCUGUUAAUGCGUGGAUGUUGUCCUCCUUUCCUUAGGGCCUAUGAGUUUCUUUCCAGAAAAGUU
Cuscuta europaea is the source of this 2987-nucleotide messenger RNA. The record is from the annotation of a GenBank genome assembly. Lineage: Eukaryota; Viridiplantae; Streptophyta; Magnoliopsida; Solanales; Convolvulaceae.